AUGUUCAAAAGAAUCACUCUGCUUAUGCUGUGCGCCAGUGCUCAAAGCAUCUCAGCAUUUACUGAAUUCUCUGGCUCGGAUCAACGACAGGUAUUCAAUGUCGAAAUUGCCAUAGUAGGCGGAGGGGCUACGGGGACCUACAGUGCCGUCAGGCUACGCGGAGACUUCAAUACCAGUAUCAUUGUGAUAGAACCAAGAGACCACCUUGGAGGCCAUGUCAGCACGUACACCGUACCCGAGACGAAGACCACGCUCGAAUACGGUGUACAGUCAUACGUACGCAAUCAAGCCGCUUUCGAUUUUUAUGCGCGGUUCAACAUCAGCACAUUGCCAUUUGCUGCCAAAAGACUGACGGCCAUCAAUGUUGACGUCGGAACGGGAUCGAGAUUGGAAGAUUAUAUUUCACCAGCUGCCAAUGCUACAACUGCAGCGCUGAAGCGAUGGCUCGACAUCGUCAUCAAGUACGAAUAUAUACUCGAGCCCGGAUAUUGGAACUUCCCACAACCGCAAGAUAUUCCAGCGGAGCUUCUGGUGCCUGUCGAGGACUUUGUAAAGCAGAAUGAACUCGAGGCCGCCAUACCGCGCAUCGUCUCCAUCUCCGGCGUUGGAUAUGGAGGCAUCCGUCACCUGCUCACAUUCAAUCUGAUGCAAGCCUUUGGUGCAACACUCACUCGGCAAGUCUUGGACGGCGAGCUUUUUCUUCCAAUCGAAAGUAACAGUCUCAUCUACCAACGUGCUCUGGCUCUGCUCCACAAAGACGUCCUUCUCUCGACCACUGUCCAAAGCGUCCAGCGAGACUCCAACGGAGCGACGUUACGAGUCAAGCAAGGUGAUAAAGAAUAUCAAAUCAACGCAAAACGCAUCCUAUACACUGCACCUCCAAGCCUCACCGCCCUUGCGCCAUACGAUCUCGACGACAAAGAAAAAGGCAUCUUCUCGCAAUGGGCCAUUGACGGCGAAUGGAUCGGCGUUGCCAAGAUAUCAUGCAUACCAGAGAACUUCUCGAUCAAUUACAUACCCUCAGCAGUAUUGCCCAACAACCAAGUCGCGAUCAAAGACUGGCCGUACUCUCUGCGUUUCGACUCAACUGGACCCACGGGGCUUGGUCUGUUCCGCGUCAUUCUUGGAGCAAACUACACGAUUUCAUCAGCAGAGUAUAAAAGGCUGGUAGCAGAAGGCGUGCAGAAAAUUCAAGACGCUGGAACCGUGACGGGCAAUUGUACGAUGGAGUUCAAGGCGAUGAGCGAUCACACCAGGCCGGUGUGGAAGCAGAGCGCUGCGCAGCUCAAGGAAGGGUUUGUGCAGGACUUGUACUCGCUUCAGGGAUAUAAAAAUAUGUGGUAUACGGGGUCUAUAUGGGGUGCGCCAUACAGCAGUACGCUUUGGGCGUAUACUGAUACAGUAUUGCCAAAGUUGCUGGCAGACCUGAAGGAUGAUUACACCAAUAAUUGA
Molecule: messenger RNA, 1452 nt
Organism: Parastagonospora nodorum SN15
Lineage: Eukaryota; Fungi; Ascomycota; Dothideomycetes; Pleosporales; Phaeosphaeriaceae
Exons: 1
Coding region: 1-1452 (483 amino acids)
Source: RefSeq, a predicted model, not a curated record